Molecule: messenger RNA, 1485 nt
Organism: Paramecium tetraurelia
Lineage: Eukaryota; Ciliophora; Oligohymenophorea; Peniculida; Parameciidae
Exons: 8
Biological process (GO): protein dephosphorylation
Molecular function (GO): protein tyrosine phosphatase activity
Source: RefSeq, a predicted model, not a curated record
AAAAUUUAGUAGACCCAAUCCCAAUUUUGCAACUAUUCUCAAAAAUAAGAUGAUGAGUAACGUGAUGAUUUAAAACUUGAUCUACACUACUUGAUGCAACAUUACUAAAUAUAGAUUGUUAAUUCAAAAAAGUAAUACGAAGGAAAGACGCAAAGAAAUGAAAAGAAGUUAAAAAAAGGAAAGAUAUAAGCCUAAUUAAAACAUAGACUAUAAAUUUACUUAGACACAGUUAGCUUUCUAUACUACAAUUCUAUCAGAAUGCAAUUGAACUUAAAAGAGAGAGAAAACACCUUAAGUCAAAUCGGGUUUGUGAUUGUUAAGAGUGAAAAUAAAGUGGAGAGAGGAGAACCAACAAAUAUUGAUUUAUAAAUUAUCUUAGUUGAAUACUAAAUUCAGAAAUGUUUGAAUAUGAAUAAUAAUAUUUUAUCAUAAAAAUUAAAUAAUAUGCUCUAAAAUUUAUAAGUUGAAGGUAAAGAAAUUAACCAAGAUUACUCUUAUGAAUGGGUAGUUGGGAAUGAUGAUUUAAUAAACAUGGAAAAAGGAAUUUCAAUAGCCGAGUUCACUGAGUAAAGUCAGAAUCGAGAUUAAGAAAUGGAAUUCAGAAUUUUAAGACGUCUUACAGAAACCUAAUACCACAAUGAAAACCUAUAUGAUUUUCACCCUGACAUUUUGAAGUUAAACCGAUAUGGCAACAUCUUACCUUUUAAACAUUCAAUAGUCAAGUUGAAAUGCGAUGAAGAAGAGAACUAAAAGGAAUCAUAUAUAAAUGCUGAUUACAUUAAUCUAAUAAAUGGAAAGGAGAAAAUGAUGAUAGCCACUUAAGGUCCAGUGACCUAAACAAUAGGACAUUUUUGGAGGAUGAUUUCUUAAGAAAAUAUAUAAAGCAUUGUAAUGCUUUGUAAUCUAAAAGAAAAUGGAAAGGUGUAAUGUGAGUAAUACUGGCCUAGAAAUAUAGGAGAGAGUUUACUUGUAGGAAAUAUUACUAUAAAUUUCGUUAGUUAAGAAGAUUUGGGAAACAAUAUAAUAAAAAGGACUCUGUAAAUGUAAGAACAAAAUGGAGAAGAAAAAUAAAUAAUUCAUUUAUAAUGGUGUGGAUGGCCAGAUUAAGGAGUGCCCAAUCAUAACGACUUCAAUAUAAUAAUGGAAUUGAUUAAUCAAAUUUUGGACAAGGUCUUGAAUGAUUAGAAAGUAGUAUUUCACUGCAGUGCAGGAGUAGGGAGAACAGGAACGCUGAUAUCCUUGGUAAACCUGAUGAUCAUUCUCACAACCUACAAAUCACACAUAGGAAUUGACAAUGCGAGUACAAUAAUAUUAAUAAAGCAAGAAAUAUUUGAGAACCCAGAUUAGUUUCGGAUUUCAGUUUUUGGAGUAGUGCGAAGAUUGAGAGAGUAACGAUGGGGAAUGGUGCACACAUCAGAACAAUACCAAUAUGUAUACAAAUUCAUUGAUUAAGCUAUAAAAUAUAUGUUCUAGCAAUAGUAAUGA